Panonychus citri (citrus red mite) is the source of this 842-nucleotide messenger RNA. RefSeq names its product prolyl 3-hydroxylase OGFOD1-like (gene sud1). Gene Ontology annotation, cellular component: cytoplasm. Bases 14 to 817 code for a protein of 267 amino acids. The record is from RefSeq and is a predicted model, not a curated record. Gene Ontology annotation, molecular function: iron ion binding; peptidyl-proline dioxygenase activity; L-ascorbic acid binding. The transcript has 2 exons. Gene Ontology annotation, biological process: regulation of translational termination; peptidyl-proline hydroxylation. NCBI's taxonomy places the organism in Eukaryota, Metazoa, Arthropoda, Arachnida, Trombidiformes, Tetranychidae.
AAAUCAGUGAGAGAUGUGGUGGGACACAUGGGAGAUGUGGGGCAGGGGAAGGUUUAGGAAGAAAAGAAAAAGUAACCAAAAAGUGAUGACCAGUAAAAGGAAACUCGGUUGUUAUCAAAGUGAUUCCAAGUACUUCAUUACAGCGGAACCUGUUGAGUUGAAUGGUCUGUUACAGAGGCCGAAGUGCGUUGAAAAUGUCUAUCGAAGGUCAAUUCAAGUCGACGGACAUGAAAAGGUUACAGACUUUGGGAUUUUAAAUGAGCCUUUCAAAGUUUGUUGGAUACAAAACUUCAUUCAAGAUGAACAAUAUUUAGAUGAUUUGAUUAACUUUAUUGAGAAUACAGUUUACGAACUGAGAAACACUGAUAUGUUUACUUAUCAUCAAAUAGAAGACGAAAUUUUCAUGUCCAACCCUCUGGUCCAGCGCUUAGCGACAAGUCUUGUGCAAAAUGUGAUUCCGUUUUUAUCUAAAGUCGUUGGGAAAAAAUUAAAUAAAGAAAAAGUUACAAUUAGUGCAUCUAAAUAUACUUACACUAAUCACUUACUGUGUCAUGAUGAUAUGUCAGGUGACCGGAGAAUCGCGUUCAUCAUUUAUCUCAACAAAAAGUGGGACAAAUCUUGGGGCGGUACUUUGGACCUUUAUCGAAGUGAUUAUCUCCUCGAACCAACUACGAACAUUGUCCCAGAAUUCAACAGAUUUUUAUUCUUCGAAGUGUCUCGUUUCUCUUUCCACCAAGUUGCCGAGAUAAUCAAUAAAAAUGCUGUUCGAUAUACGAUCAAUGGAUGGUUCCAUAAACCGUUGGAUGAAGUUAAUUGAAUAAAGAUCUCAAUCAAUUGUUGAA